Messenger RNA from Pecten maximus, 3402 nucleotides. RefSeq lists its product as uncharacterized. The transcript has 33 exons. Lineage: Eukaryota; Metazoa; Mollusca; Bivalvia; Pectinida; Pectinidae. Bases 1 to 3279 code for a protein of 1092 amino acids. Gene Ontology annotation, cellular component: cell-cell junction. Gene Ontology annotation, molecular function: cell adhesion molecule binding. Gene Ontology annotation, biological process: cell-cell adhesion. The record is from RefSeq and is a predicted model, not a curated record.
AUGGUAACAAAAGGAGCCAUGUUGUGGCUGGCCUGUACGUAUGACCUGGACGGAGGGACACUUGGACAUCUACGGUGGAGGGAUGAGGAGGUUAGAACGGUUAUCUUAGCCAUUCCUACAUCUACACCUCAAUGUUCUACAUCAUUUCCUGAUAACUACAGUAUAGACUGUAACCUAGCCUCUAAUGAAGUCAGACUUGGGAUCCUUAACCCUGUACAUGGUGAUACAUACACCUGUAGUGUAUACCUGUCGGAUGCCACGCUGAACGGAUGGGUGUCAACACAGGUGUUUAUUAUUGUACCUGUACCCAACGUUACCUUAACUUCCCCUGUCAGUGACACAGUCACAGUGAAACCAGGCGGCAGUCAGGUGUACACGUGUGUGACCGGAAGUUGUCGUCCUCCUGCCCGGAUAGACUGGUACAAGGAUGGUGUAAACGUCACAAAUCAGACCGGAAGUGUUAGUAAUGACGGUGACGAGUUUGUGACCACCAGUUCGUUUACACUGACCGGGGCCAAAGAUGACAGACCAGCCACUGUCCAGUGUAGGGCUAGUAACGUGGAUGGAAUGACCCCUGUCCAGUCCGGUGUUAAAACACUAGUUGUUCAAUUAUCGGCAGAGCCGAGUAUUGAUAUACAACCUUCCCCCGUUGCAAUGGGAACAAAAGGAGCCAUGUUGUGGCUGGCCUGUACGUAUGACCUGGACGGAGGGAUACUUGGACAACUACGGUGGAUGGAUGAGGACGGAGGUACUAUCGCCGCAGUCACUCCUACAGCUACACCUACAUGUUCUAUAUUAUCUCCUGAUAACUACAAUAUAGACUGUAACCUGGACUCUAAUGAAGUCAGACUGGGAAUCCUCAACCCUGUACACGGUGAUACAUACAGCUGUAGUGUCUACCUGUCCGGCUUCACACCAAUAGGACGAGUGUCAACACAGGUGUUUAUUAUUGUACCUGUACCCAACGUUACCUUAACUUCCCCUGUCAGUAACACGGUCACAGUGACACCAAGCGGCAGUCAGGUGUACACGUGUGUGACCGGAAGUUGCCGUCCUCCUGCCCGGAUAGACUGGUACAAGGAUGGUGUAAACGUCACAACUCAGACCGGAAGUGUUAGUAGUGACGGGGACAAGUUUGUGACCACCAGUUCUUUUACACUGAACGGGGACAAAGGGGACAGUCCAACCACUGUCCAGUGUAGGGCUAGUAAUGUGGACGGAAUGACCCCUGUCCAGUCUGGUUUUAAGACAUUUGUUGUUCAAUGCCCGCCAGAAAUACCUACCAAUUUCCAAGAGAUAGAAACCACUGAAACAACCAUUAUUGUACAAUGGACAGAAGGUUUCAAUGGCGGCCGCCCCCAGACAUUUGUUAUUCUUUAUAGACCAGAGGGAGGAACAAAGACAGAAACAGUAUCAGUGAUAGAACAACAACAGUCAACAUACACCAAGGAAAUAACGGGUCUGAAACCAAACACCAGAUACCAACUCAACAUGUACGCUUAUAACGAAGAGGGGAACAGCUCACUCAGCAGUGUGGUGGAUAUUAUCAGUAAAACCAACCAAGAAUGUUCAUAUAAGGGAGAGAUGAUCUCGAAUCCCAAUGUGGCGUCCAUUGCACUUUUUAUAACAUCAUCGGUGAUGUUAGUUACCGCAGUGUCCUUGGUUCUCUGUAUUAUUUGUAGACGGACAUUAAGGGAGAUGAAAGGCAGAGAAAAAAAUCCCGUGGCUGAAGCAGGUGUAAACCUGCCUCUGUCUCCUGUAGGACAACAUGACAUUCCAACAGAGGGAUCACACUAUGACGAUUUGAACCUUGAGGAAAGAGAACCACCAUCAAAAUAUGAUUGUCUUGGUAGUAAUGCUGCAGGUGUAAACCUGCCUCUGUCUCCUGUAGGACAACAUGACAUUCCAACAGAGAGAUCACAUUAUGACGAUUUGAACCUUGAGGAAAGAGAACCACCAUCAAAAUAUGAGUGUCUUGGUAGUAAUGCUGCAGGUGUAAACCUGCCUCUGUCUCCUGUAGGACAACAGGAAAUUGCAACUGAGAGAUCACACUAUGACGAUUUGAACCUUGAGGAAAGAGAACCACCAUCAAACUAUGAGUGUCUUGGUAGUAACGCUGCAGGUGUAAACCUGCCUCUGUCUCCUGUAGGACAACAUGACAUUCCAACAGAGAGAUCACACUAUGACGAUUUGAACCUACAGGAAAGAGAACCACCAUCAAACUAUGAGUGUCUUGGUAGUAAUGCUGCAGGUGUAAACCUGCCUCUGUCUCCUGUAGGACAACAGGAAAUUGCAACUGAGAGAUCACACUAUGACGAUUUGAACCUAGAGGAAAGAGAACCACCAUCAAACUAUGAGUGUCUUGGUAGUAAUGCUGCAGGUGUAAACCUGCCUCUGUCUCCUGUAGGACAACAGGAAAUUGCAACUGAGAGAUCACACUAUGACGAUUUGAACCUUGAGGAAAGAGAACCACCAUCAAACUAUGAGUGUCUUGGUAGUAAUGCUGCAGGUGUAAACCUGCCUCUGUCUCCUGUAGGACAACAUGACAUUCCAACUGAGAGAUCACACUAUGACGAUUUGAACCUAGAGGAAAGAGAACCACCAUCAAACUAUGAGUGUCUUGGUAGUAAUGCUGCAGGUGUAAACCUGCCUCUGUCUCCUGUAGGACAACAGGAAAUUGCAACUGAGAGAUCACACUAUGACGAUUUGAACCUAGAGGAAAGAGAACCACCAUCAAACUAUGAGUGUCUUGGUAGUAAUGCUGCAGGUGUAAACCUGCCUCUGUCUCCUGUAGGACAACAGGAAAUUGCAACUGAGAGAUCACACUAUGACGAUUUGAACCUAGAGGAAAGAGAACCACCAUCAAACUAUGAGUGUCUUGGUAGUAAUGCUGCAGGUGUAAACCUGCCUCUGUCUCCUGUAGGACAACAUGACAUUCCAACAGAGAGAUCACACUAUGACGAUUUGAACCUAGAGGAAAGAGAACCACCAUCAAACUAUGAGUGUCUUGGUAGUAAUGCUGCAGGUGUAAACCUGCCUCUGUCUCCUGUAGGACAACAGGAAAUUGCAACUGAGAGAUCACACUAUGACGAUUUGAACCUAGAGGAAAGAGAACCACCAUCAAACUAUGAGUGUCUUGGUAGUAAUGCUGCAGCCAAUGUGAAUACACAAGCUUCCACUGACGACAGACAAAUGUAUGAAUCCCUUGGCACAAGAAGUAAUGCGGCCGUAUAUGAUGAACUCGAAGGACCAGCAAGCCGUGCUCACGUUAUAAUCUGAAGAGACAAAUGAGACUUGUGUCAAUUCUGCGUUCACUUAACGUCCUAAUUAAGCAGAUGCUCUGACGUUGUAUAUGUCUGAUAUAUACGUGAUGAAGUAACAGGUAUACCUGAUUAUUUGGAA